Molecule: messenger RNA, 594 nt
Organism: Antrostomus carolinensis (chuck-will's-widow)
Lineage: Eukaryota; Metazoa; Chordata; Aves; Caprimulgiformes; Caprimulgidae
Gene: FBXW8
Product: F-box and WD repeat domain containing 8
Exons: 4
Coding region: 36-557 (173 amino acids)
Molecular function (GO): protein binding
Source: RefSeq, a predicted model, not a curated record
UUUACAAUCUGGAAACAAGUCAGUGUCUGAAGAAGAUGGGCAACUCGAUAGGUGACUUUACAUGUGUCAACCUCCAGAACAGUCCUCCAAACAUGCUUGUUACAGGCAAUAAAGACAGAAGGGUCAGGGUAUUCGAUCUCCGCAAAAGCGAAUCUCUGUGUUCCCUCUAUGCUCACCAGUUAGGAGUGUCUGCGGUCCAGAUGGAUGACUGGAAGAUCGUCAGUGGAGGAGAAGAGGGCUUGGUCUGUGUCUGGGACCAAAGGAUGGGCACCAAACUCUGGGAAAUGCAUGCCAGGCAUCCCGUCCGCCACAUAUGGUUUAAUUCUCACAGCCUCAUCACUGCAAACGUCCCUGAUGAGAAGAAUCCCCGAGGUGCCAGCAUCGUGGACGAUGACCUUACCGUGCACCACAAGCAUCGAGGAAUCAUUUAUGCCUACGAGUUCUCAGUGGACCAGUUGGCUGGAGAAAGCGUCCUUCCUAUUUGCCGCUCUUCCUACGAUGAAGUGACUGGUUACAACUACAACAUUGGCCUUGCAGUUCCCUAUGAUAACAUUUAGAUAACUCACUUGGCUUCUGUGGUCCAGCCCUCUGCCA